Molecule: messenger RNA, 4594 nt
Organism: Labrus bergylta (ballan wrasse)
Lineage: Eukaryota; Metazoa; Chordata; Actinopteri; Labriformes; Labridae
Gene: ctr9
Product: CTR9 homolog, Paf1/RNA polymerase II complex component
Biological process (GO): regulation of DNA-templated transcription; transcription elongation by RNA polymerase II
Cellular component (GO): Cdc73/Paf1 complex
Molecular function (GO): RNA polymerase II complex binding
Source: RefSeq, a predicted model, not a curated record
GUGUGUGUGUGUUUGUUUCCUAUCGGACGCAUGUAGUAGCGACCACAAGACAACGGGAAGAGAUUUUGAAUUUUUUUUUAAAGAUUUAACUUCAAGUGGAAUUUUUUUCCGUCCCUCGAGAUGUCUCGGGGCUCUAUUGAGAUCCCUUUACGGGACACAGAUGAGGUUAUUGAGCUUGACUUUGACCAGCUGCCAGAAGGAGACGAAGUCAUCAGCAUCCUGAAGCAGGAACAUACACAGCUUCACAUAUGGAUCGCUUUAGCGCUGGAGUACUACAAGCAGGGCAAAACAGAAGAUUUUGUCAAGCUUUUAGAGGCAGCUCGUAUCGAUGGAAACCUGGACUACAGAGACCAUGAGAAGGAUCAGAUGACCUGUCUGGACACAUUGGCAGCUUACUAUGUCCAGCAAGCACGUAAGGAGAAAAACAAAGAUGCCAAGAAAGAGCUCAUCACGCAAGCUACGCUGCUCUAUACGAUGGCAGACAAGAUCAUCAUGUAUGAUCAGAACCAUCUGUUGGGAAGAGCCUGUUUCUGCCUGCUGGAAGGAGACAAGAUGGACCAGGCUGGCCAGUUCCACUUUGUCCUCAACCAGUCCACCAACAACAUCCCUGCUUUACUAGGUAAAGCCUGCAUCUCCUUCAAUAAGAAGGACUACAGAGGAGCUCUGGCAUACUACAAAAAGGCUCUACGUACAAACCCUGGCUGCCCAGCCGAGGUGAGGUUGGGGAUGGGCCACUGUUUCGUGAAGCUCAGCAAACUGGAGAAGGCUCGUUUGGCUUUUGAUCGAGCCCUGGAGCUCAAUUCCAAGUGUGUAGGAGCUCUUGUCGGUCUGGCGGUUUUAGAGCUCAACAGCAAGGAAGCGGAUUCCAUCAAGAAAGGAGUGCAGCUCCUGUCACGGGCCUACACCAUCGACCCCAGCAAUCCCAUGGUGCUCAACCACCUGGCCAACCACUUCUUCUUCAAAAAGGAUUACAGUAAAGUGCAGCAUCUGGCCCUCCACGCUUUCCAUAACACAGAGGUUGAAGCCAUGCAGGCCGAGAGCUGCUACCAGCUAGCUCGCUCAUUUCAUGUGCAGGAGGACUACGACCAAGCGUUUCAGUAUUACUACCAGGCCACUCAGUUCGCCUCGUCUACCUUUGUGUUGCCCUUCUUUGGCCUCGGUCAGAUGUAUGUGUAUCGAAGAGACAAGGAGAACGCGGCACAGUGCUUCGAAAAGGUUUUAAAGGCCUAUCCCAACAACUACGAGACUAUGAAAAUUCUGGGGUCUCUGUACGCAACAUCUGACGAUCAGGAGAAGAGAGACAUCGCCAAAGGUCAUUUGAAGAAGGUGACAGAGCAGUACCCAGAUGAUGUGGAGGCGUGGAUAGAGCUGGCUCAGAUCCUGGAGCAGACUGACAUUCAAGGUGCGCUGUCAGCGUACGGCACAGCCACCCGUAUCCUGCAAGAGAAGGUGCAGGCUGACGUUCCCCCUGAGAUCCUUAACAACCUGGGGGCUCUUCACUUCAGACUGGGCAACCUCGGAGAGGCAAAGAAAUACUUUCUUGCGUCUCUGGAGCGAGCCAAGGCUGAAGGAGAACAUGACGAGCAUUACUACAACGCCAUUUCUGUCACCACCUCCUACAAUCUGGCCCGUCUGUACGAGGCGAUGUGCGAAUUCCACGAAGCUGAGAAACUCUACAAAAACAUCCUGAGGGAGCAUCCUAACUAUGUGGACUGUUAUCUGCGUCUCGGAGCGAUGGCUCGUGACAAAGGAAACUUCUAUGAAGCUUCUGAUUGGUUCAAAGAGGCUCUGCAGAUCAACCAGGAUCACCCAGAUGCCUGGUCCCUGAUAGGGAACCUCCACUUGGCCAAACAGGAAUGGGGUCCGGGUCAGAAGAAGUUUGAGCGUAUUCUGAAGCAGCCGUCCACACAGAACGACACGUACUCCAUGCUGGCUCUGGGCAACGUGUGGCUGCAGACUCUGCACCAGCCAACCAGAGAUAGAGAAAAGGAAAAGAGACACCAGGACCGAGCCCUGGCAAUUUACAAACAAGUGCUGCGAAAUGACUCCAAGAACCUCUAUGCUGCAAAUGGCAUCGGUGCCGUCCUGGCCCACAAGGGUUUCUACAGAGAGGCUCGAGAUGUGUUCGCACAGGUGAGGGAGGCCACAGCAGACAUCAGUGAUGUCUGGUUGAAUCUGGCUCACAUCUACGUGGAGCAGAAGCAGUACAUCAGCGCUGUGCAGAUGUAUGAGAACUGCCUGAAGAAAUUUUACAAAUAUCAGAACACAGAGGUGCUGCUGUACCUUGCGAGGGCGCUCUUCAAAUGUGGGAAACUCCAAGAGUGCAAGCAAAUGCUGCUAAAGGCCCGCCACGUAGCCCCCAGUGACACAGUGCUGAUGUUCAACGUGGCUCUGGUGCUUCAGAGACUGGCCACUCUUGUGCUGAAAGAUGAGAAGAGCAACCUGAAGGCUGUGCUCAGUGCCGUCAAAGAGCUUGAGCUGGCUCACAGGUACUUCAGCUACCUCAGCAAGGCCGGGGACAAGAUGAGGUUUGACCUUGCUCUUGCGGCUUCUGAGGCCAGGCAGUGCUCUGACCUGCUGAGUCAGGCGCAGUACCAUGUGGCGAGAGCCAGAAAGCAGGAUGAGGAGGAGAAGGAGCUCCGGGCCAAACAAGAACAAGAGAGGGAUAUAUUGCGUCAGCAGAUGAUGAAAGAACAGGAGGAAAAGAGGAGCAGAGAGGUGGAGGAACAAAAGAAGCUCCUGGAGCAGAGAGCUUUGUUCGUGGAGAAGACCAAGAACCUGCUCUCCUUCGCUGAGGGAUCAAAGGAAUUGGCCAAAGAGAAGAAAAAAGGAGGCGGAGGAGGACGUCGUAAGAAAGGAGGCGACGGGGACGACUUUGUCAACGACGACUCUGACGAGGACCUGCCAGUCAGGAGGAAGAAGAAGAGGAAGGGUGGCAGUGGCAGUGAGCAGGAGGAGGGAGGCGAGGAGAAGUCUCGCAAGAAGAGGAGGAGGCCUGCUAGAGGAGGAGAUGACAGCGAUGACGAGGAAGGAGGAUCUCGACCCAAGAAGCAGCGCAAACCCAAAGAGCGCAAGAAGUUUGAAAAGCCUCAGCCUGAGCGUCUGCCACCAUCUCUCAAAGGAAAGAUCAAGUCGAAGGCCAUCAUCUCUUCCUCUGACUCCUCUUCAGAUGAGGAUGGACUGAAAAUAGCUGAAGACAGACAACAGAGAGACAGUGGUUCAGGAUCUGAUGACGAGGGCGGCCACAAGAAGCGCAUUGCAUCCGACAGCGACUCAGAUGGUGGAAGGAACCAGUCGGGCAGUGACGCAGGCAGCCCGCGGCGCUCUGCAGGCUCAGGGGGGGACGACUCUGGCAGCGACCGUCCAGUGAGGAAGAGGAGGGUGCAGCGGCAGUCCGACUCGGAGCAGUCAGACAACGGGAGCAAAAGGGGUCGGUCAGGAUCAGACAACGAGUCCCCUCCAGGUUCGCCUGCAGCAGCUUCUGACCGAGGAUCAGAGCGGGGAUCUGAUGCUGGCUCCCCACGCCCUCAGAGCGGCUCUGAACCUGAAGCCUCCAACAAUGAUGACAGUGAUUAAAUCUUGAACCCUCCCUCACAGACUUCUUACCCGUACAAUUCAAAGAUAAUCUUCACAUCUGCAUUUUUGUUGUUUUCUAUUAAAAGCAGGGAUUUCUGUCUGUAUGAGCUCUUGGAAUUAGCCUAGAAGGUGUAUGUCCUCUGGCACAGCGUUAAAGCCUUUCCUCAUGUCUUACCAGAGAUGUCUUUUCACAGAUGCUAUGUUUUGUUAGAGACACAUGAGGUAGUUUGAAGUGGAAUAAAAUGUGAACUCAUCUUUUUAGGGUUUUUUUUAUUUUUUAUCUCUGAUGAUCAGAAAAGACACUGACCCAAAAAAUGGUAAGAUCCUUCAACAUGUCAAAUAAAAAAAGAAACAAGGAAUUGUAUUUUCUUUAAGCAAACAAUGAGGCAAAUGAAAAAUACUGUUUGCUACGUGUGAGUCUGUUCAUUCUUAUGACCUUACUUAACCUGAAAUGUGAUGAAGAAUAAGCUCCAAAAAAGGAAACUGUUUUAAGAGGAAAAUGUGCUGUAUAAUAAUUCAAACGCAUAUCAUUUUUAUUAACUAUAACGUGAAGAUUACUUCUGAGCUGAAUCAUGGAUUUAAAGUACAAGAAAUUGAUUUCACCGAUCAGUUAUUUGGCUUGCUGUGAAUACAAAUAUGGAUAUUUAUAGUAGUCUGUGAAAUGAGGGGACGAGACACACAGCUCGAUACAGAAGUGCUUUGUCUCUAUCCAAUAUGUUAAUCACAAGUUUGAUUUAAGAGAGAUGCUGGAUGCAAAAUAUUUGGAGCUGAGUAGCUUUCAACUGAUGUCUUUAUUGAAGCCCAUCUGACUGACUUCUAAUUUAGUAGGACCUUGGUCAAGGACCAAGUGAAGAGCUUAUUUGCAAAGCAGUAAAUUGUUUUUAAAAAAUGUCAAAAAAAAACAUUUAUUUCAGGUAAUGUUACUCAGACUGAAGUUGGGUUUUUGCACCAGAACACAUUUUGGAUCACAAAACCUUCUCUAUUUUAAAGUGCUAAUAAAAACUUUCAGGGCACUGUU